GAGGCAGGAGGCUGGAGCGAAAGCUGAGUGAAAGCUAAAGCAAAUGAUAGCCUCGGCUCCUCCUCCGUCCUUCCCUCUCUUCUCACACAGUCACACACACUCGCGCAAAAAGCCAAAAUGAAAAGAGGAAAGAGGAAAGCUGCGACUUUUUAACGUUCAAAGGCGGAGAUUCCCUCCUGUAGAGAGCCUCGACACGAAGCUUCCCCUGCAACACGAGCCACCGAGUUUCGAUACCUCUCACCGAUCCAAAACAGAGAUCUAAAGAUCAACGCACUGUGGCUUUAUGAAUCCGACGUUUCUGAUGCGAAGAAGAUGGGCGGAGUCACUUCGUCGAUUGCCGCGAAAUUCGCCUUCUUCCCUCCUAACCCGCCGUCGUACCAUGUGAUCAGUGACGAAUCCUGCGGCGGUCGGUUGAUUAUUCCGGAGGUGCCCAGGCGCGACGACGUCGAUGUCUUGAAGCUCCGGACCAGACGGGGCCAUGAAAUCGUGGCCGCCUAUGUGAAGCAUCCCAAGGCUACUAUGACUCUCCUGUAUUCUCAUGGUAACGCAGCUGAUUUAGGUCAGAUGUUUGAGCUCUUUGUAGAACUCAGCCUUCGUCUCCGCAUCAAUCUCAUGGGGUAUGACUACUCUGGCUAUGGACAAUCAACUGGCAAGCCCACUGAAUCUAAUACGUAUGCAGACAUAGAGGCAGCUUAUAAAUGCCUGAAGGAGCAAUAUGGAGUAAAAGAUGAGGAUUUAAUAUUAUAUGGUCAGUCAGUUGGAAGUGGUCCAACUCUUGAUCUUGCUUCCCGUUUGCCAAACUUGAGAGCUGUAGUUCUUCAUAGUCCCAUUCUUUCUGGGUUGCGAGUAUUGUAUCCUGUCAAACGAACAUACUGGUUUGACAUCUAUAAGAAUAUUGACAAAAUUGGCAUGGUGAAUUGUCCAGUCCUAAUAAUUCAUGGUACAGCAGAUGAAGUUGUAGAUUGGUCCCAUGGGAGGCAGCUUUGGGAGCUUUGCAAGGAAAAGUAUGAACCUCUCUGGAUAAAUGGUGGUGGCCACUGCAAUCUUGAACUUUUCACCGAGUACAUUAAACAUCUGAAGAAAUUUGUGUUGACCGUUGGUAAAUCAAAGGCUGCUACAAAUGGUCAUAAAAGAACAAAGAUCGAGUCUGAUCAUAAGAGUAAACCAGCUGAAAGAGCAACUUCAGAUGCAAUUGAAGUAGGCACCGACUACCCUGAGGUCUCUAGGAACAGCUUAGAUAGUCGACUAGAGAAGUCUAAAAAGUCAAACAAGCCUGAAAAAUCACGAAUGAGCACUGACCGUGUUGAUAGAUUUAGAAAAAAGGGUUUGAUCUGGUGAUUGCACAAAAUUUGCAUCUCAAAUAAGUUAAUGUGCGUCAAUUGCAUGAACAGGCAUUCCUUGUUUUGUUGUUGUUCUGUUAUGAUGCAUAUCUCUCAUGAAAUUAUCAGUUCAAGCAUAGUAUGCUUUUAGGUUUCAAAAGGCGUCAAUUAUUGUCAAAGAUCAGGGACUGCAAUUCCAUGUAUACAAACUCAGUUGAAUUUUUUUGUUUGUCUUUAUGGGGCCAUUGCUUGGUGUAAUUAUAGAAUCUCAGGCUGACAAGUCUGAGAAUGUGGGUUCAACUGUUUAAGUCUGAGAGUGGCCACUCUGUGAAAAUGCCAAAGGUUAGGUCAGUAUCCAGUCUGCACCUCUCAAGACCCGAGAUAGGUGGGACAAAUGUUAGGUAAUUACGUUUUUUAAUGGCAAGUAAAUACAUAUCAUGAAGUUAGCUCUCCUGAUGGGAGAGCAAACUUGUAAUUUGGCAGAUAGCACUGCUGAAAUGAUGCAUCCAAUGGGACUGAAGGUUAAAAUUUGUAGUAUCUGAAUAUGGAGCAGCUACUGGAGUACUAGUUUGGCACUUUGGCCAUUGUUUUUUUUUUUUUUUUUUUGUAAUAUUGGAGUAGGGAUUUGGCACUUGGUUCUAGAAGAUUUCUCAUGUUCCUGUUUAUUUGAAAUGACCAUGACGUUCGAAUCA
Messenger RNA from Nelumbo nucifera (sacred lotus), 2011 nucleotides. RefSeq lists its product as uncharacterized. The record is from RefSeq and is a predicted model, not a curated record. NCBI's taxonomy places the organism in Eukaryota, Viridiplantae, Streptophyta, Magnoliopsida, Proteales, Nelumbonaceae.